AUGUCGCCGAACAUCCUCCUGCGAGGACGAGAGUCUGGCGUCGGCAGUGAGACGACGGCUGGAAUGGUCAAGAGAGUGGCAGAAGGUCUUUUUCUGUUCGAAGCUUUGGGCUGUCGUCCAGCGGCUCGAUGGACGUUGAGGACUGUUAAGACGCCUCGCUCGUCAGCACAGUUACGCAGCCAUCUCGGAGAGUCUGGAGAGUGGUGUAGACCUUACAGACAGGUCGUCGAAGCUCCUUCUGCGAGGAUGAGGAACUGUCGUUGCCUGCGAGCCCUGGAGGUGGUGGACAACCAGGACGUCGGGGCCAACACGGUAGCGAGGAUGGGCUCCAGCGAGCAUCAGGCAACGAGCAAGAAGGCAGCGGAGCAACUUAUCCUGCUUGAUCUCGCCGUGCAGCAAGAUGGUGGCAGGAGGUCUUUCUAUGUGCGAAGUUUGCCGUCGCCCAGCAGCUCGAUGAGCGAAGGCUGUGAAAACGCGUGUCUCGUCAGCACGAUUGAGCAGCAGUUGUGGGACAAGCCAGAGAGUGAAGUAGACUUACAGGCUGGUUGA
Messenger RNA from Mytilinidion resinicola, 549 nucleotides. RefSeq lists its product as uncharacterized. Lineage: Eukaryota; Fungi; Ascomycota; Dothideomycetes; Mytilinidiales; Mytilinidiaceae. The record is from RefSeq and is a predicted model, not a curated record. Bases 1 to 549 code for a protein of 182 amino acids. The transcript is spliced from 2 exons.